Molecule: messenger RNA, 894 nt
Organism: Fimicolochytrium jonesii
Lineage: Eukaryota; Fungi; Chytridiomycota; Chytridiomycetes; Spizellomycetales; Powellomycetaceae
Exons: 1
Coding region: 189-812 (207 amino acids)
Source: RefSeq, a predicted model, not a curated record
CAACGGCAGCGGCGACGCGUUUGUCACAACACGUUCAAACCCCUCUCCUCCCACGCUCGUGCUUUCUCUCCUUCCUGAGAAGUGUUGUUUGCCUCAUCAGUCGCCGGAACGAAACAUACCCUCCGCACUCAAACCUCUGCGAACACUGCGAACACCGACCGUCGUUACCUGAGUCCCACGCGAAGACCAUGCCCAAAAGAGCCAAUUCUCCAACCUCCAUCUACACAAACCUGCGAGAAGACAUCAGUAGCGAAGACGAAGAUGGCGGAGUUCCAAGCUCACCGCCCGCGAACUCCAACGCCAACAGCAACAGAAGCAGCGCCAAUCACGCUACCACUCGUCAGCCAAACGGCAUAACCAGCGCCACUGCCCGCAGCGUGUCGAUAGCCGGCGAAAACGAAGGCCUGUUACGACAACGUCCCAAUGGUGCGAGCAACACCAACUCACCGGAUAUUAGCCCCUCGGCCUCUGCCUCAUCCUCUCGAGUCGGAUCGGCAUCUGAUCUUUCGUCCGCAGUAGUAACACCCGGAGGAACGCGACACCCAACACUGUUGCGGAAAAUGUCGAGCUAUUCGCUGUCAGCUAUUCGCAACAUGAAGCGACGCGUAUCGCUCACACCAACGUCGAGGGAGAACGGGAUAGUGCUCAUCGUGGGGUUCAUCCUGGCGACGAUAGUGAUGUACCUCGUGUGGGAAUCGUUUGGGGCUAAACAUGUGGUGUAUAGGGUGGUGAGGGGGAAGGAUCGGGUGCUGUGGAGGCAGAAAGAAUGUGGUGGAGACGAUAAUCCUUGUGAAAAUGAAGGGGAGACAUGAGAACCGCUCCAGAGCCGGAAUGCGGCAAGCCUUUUUUGGGUGUUUUUUGGGAAUCAAAAUAUCGAGCAUCAUACAAUGUGAA